UCUGGUUACUAUGGAAACUGCGCCAAAGCAAAAUGGUGGACAGACUUGAACGAAAGCAUAGCAAUUAGUAGAGGGGACGAAAGAUCUUCUAAAACAAUCUGAAUUUUAGUCCUAAACUUUCAAUGCCAUGUCUUCUGCAGGCACAACGAAGAAGGUUCCACCUGUGAUUCGCACAGUGGUACCAGGAAAUCGAACACUCGAUCAAAUUUACGAAGACGAAGCUCGUGAAAUUGUCGACGAAGCGAUUGAAAAUGCUCGACGUCGUAUACCUGAUUAUGCUGGCGAGGAUGGAAGGGAAGCAGAAGCCCCUGAUCAGGACGAUCAGCCAACAAUAGAUCCUGAGACAGGAUAUGAGAUACCAAAUAUCAAAUGGAUGACGGCUGAUAACUUCACAGUUUCUGGGGGACUAGAAAAAAUCGAGGAAUUUAUCCAGACAUGGGAACGUGAUGGUAGCUGGUUAUACUGUAUUGACUUUUUAAGAGAAGAAGAGCAGCCUUACAGCUGGAGGUAUAGGUAUGCUAUCAAGUGGAGUAUACCAACCAGGAGAAGACCAAUUCCCAGGGCAACUGCUUCUGUUUAUAUAACCAUUGAAGUUAGCAAAUUUAAGCCAAAGACAUUUCCAGUGGAAGUGUAUUAUAUUUUUGAGACACAUCAUCUCGUCCAUAGGCCUGGUAAAACAAGGUUUCGAGAGAAGUGGUUGAAAGACAUUAUUGAAAGCAAGAUACAAAUGAUGGGUGCAGUGGAGUUCUGAUCUUUUUUGGG
This is a messenger RNA of Stylophora pistillata, 762 nucleotides long. Its product is annotated as A-kinase anchor protein 14. Gene Ontology annotation, cellular component: cAMP-dependent protein kinase complex. NCBI's taxonomy places the organism in Eukaryota, Metazoa, Cnidaria, Anthozoa, Scleractinia, Pocilloporidae. Gene Ontology annotation, molecular function: protein kinase A regulatory subunit binding. The record is from RefSeq and is a predicted model, not a curated record.